GGACUCCGGGCAGCGGCACAUCGGGCUGGACUCCGGGCAGCGGCACAUCGGGCUGGACUCCGGGCAGCGGCACAUCGGGCUGGACUCCGGGCAGCGGGACAUCGGGCUGGACUCCGGGCAGCGGCACAUCGAGCUGGACUCCGGGCAGCGGCACAUCGAGCUGGACUCCGGGCAGAGGCACAUCGAGCUGGACUCCGGGCAGAGGCACAACGAGCUGGACUCCGGGCAGAGGCACAACGAGCUGGACACCGGAUCACCAGGCGGAGCAGCAGGCACGGGGCCACCAGGCGGAGCAGCAGGCCCUGGGCCACCAGGCGGAGCAGCAGGCCCUGGGCCACCAGGCGGAGCAGCAGGCCCCGGGCCACCAGGCGGAGCGGCGGGCGCCGGGCCCCCAGGCGGAGCGGCAGGCACCGGGCCCUCAGGCGCAGCGGCAGGCACCGGGCCCCCAGGAGGGGCGGCAGGCACCAGGUCAUCAGGCACGACAACGGGCAUCAGCGGGCAUCGGGUCACCAGGCAUCAGGUCAUUUGGCUCGACGGCGAGCACCGCGUCAUCUGGCAAGGCAGUGGGCACCGAGUCACCAGGCA
Messenger RNA from Staurois parvus, 585 nucleotides. Lineage: Eukaryota; Metazoa; Chordata; Amphibia; Anura; Ranidae. The record is from the annotation of a GenBank genome assembly.